AUGAUCGUGCGGACGCUCCUUGUGCCUGGCCACAGUCAGACCCGCGGGGGCCGGGAUCUGCCCCGCCGAGGUCGGUCCCGCGGGCAACGCUCGCAGCAACUGCGAGGGGCACGAGCCCGACCUGCGUGCAGUCUACGCUCUAAUGUGCUACGGGGAUGCUACGUGUGGGCUACGGAUGUGCUACGGGAGAGCUACGGCACUCGAUAG
Messenger RNA from Pieris macdunnoughi, 207 nucleotides. The record is from the annotation of a GenBank genome assembly. Lineage: Eukaryota; Metazoa; Arthropoda; Insecta; Lepidoptera; Pieridae.